Centruroides sculpturatus (bark scorpion) is the source of this 1506-nucleotide messenger RNA. RefSeq names its product vesicle-associated membrane protein-associated protein B-like. Gene Ontology annotation, cellular component: endoplasmic reticulum membrane; plasma membrane. Bases 103 to 936 code for a protein of 277 amino acids. Gene Ontology annotation, molecular function: FFAT motif binding. Gene Ontology annotation, biological process: endoplasmic reticulum membrane organization. The transcript has 8 exons. The record is from RefSeq and is a predicted model, not a curated record. Lineage: Eukaryota; Metazoa; Arthropoda; Arachnida; Scorpiones; Buthidae.
UCAAAGGCAAACUUUUAAAUUUUAAAAUUCGGUUCCGUUACGAACUAUAAUUUGAAUUCACGACUCGAACGGAAAGAUUUUAAUUGUAAAUUAAAUAUAAACAUGAGUAACAAAUUGGAAAUCGAACCUUCUCAUCUAACUUUUACGGUUGCACGAAACCAGAAUCAAGAUGAUCAUUUUUUAUUCACUUGGAAAGAAGACGAAAUUAAAUUAAAGAACAAUGAAUCUGAAACUGUUUGUUUUAAAAUCAAGACAACAGCUCCAACAAAAUAUCAAGUUUCACCAUCUUAUGGAAACGUUGAAUCUGGUGAAAAAGUUUCAAUUAGAGUUAAAGUCUUAUCAAAUACGUACAACCCGCUAGAAUACAUUAAACAUAAAUUCUUAGUACAGACCAUGCCUGCUCCUCUAAGUGGAAUUGAUCAUGAAAAAAUGUGGAGUGAAGCGGAUCCAACCAUCAUACGUGAAAAAAAGUUGCUAUGUGUCUUUCGUGAAGUAAUCAACUCGAGUUCAUCAACCGUUACUCCGGAAGAAAGUUCAGAUGUGCUGUCGGUUUAUACGUGUAAUACUACAGAAGCCGAUGUAAAUUACUUUAAAAAUUUAAGAGUUGAGAUGACAAAGCUGACAGACGGAAUGAAAGAUUUACAAAUGACAAAUGAGGAAUUGAAGAAUGAAGUUUUAUUUUUAAAAGCCCGAAGGAUUUUUGGCGAUAGAGAUGAAAAUUCAAUAUAUGCAAUUGAAUGUCCACACGUGAAUAAAGGCAGUUUGCAAGAGUUUGGAGAUAUAACAUCCGAUACAGAAAAUACUACUAUGGAAGAUUCAAUAGAACAGGAAAGCCAGUUAACCUAUUAUUUACGUUGUGCAGUGGGCAUUUCUUCUUUAUGUGUAUUGAACUUUCUACUCGGAAUUAUGUUUGAAAGAUUCACUAAUAUUCUUUAAAAUGUUUAUGCCCGAAUAUUUAAUUAGAAAAAAUGUUAUUCUAAUUAGAAAUGUGUUUAUGUACUGUACAUAAUAUACUGAAUAUAUUCGCCUCGUUAACAUUCUCUUGAUUUUCAUAGUUAUAUUUUUAAUAUAAUAUAACCUUGAAUAGUUUUUCAUUUGUUUAGAAUGAUAAUUAAUUAAAAAUGCUACAAUUAUGAAAGAAUUCAUUUUAAUCCUUUUUCAUCUGAAAAUUGGAUAUACCAAACCAAGAAGACGAAGGUUAAAUAUACAACUAAACUAAACUAUAUGUGAUUUGCAAUUUUGUACUCUUCGUAAUUAUAUUUCGAGUAAUGCAAAUUGAAUUUUUUCGUUUAUAUAAUACUAAAUUGUAAAGGAAUAUAUACUGCAAUAAAUGGAAGAGUUAGCGAAGUUGGAGUCGAAUGCUUUUUGUACAGCUUCAUUACUCGAAAGCAAUAAUAAUCUGGUAUUAGCAAUUGUAAUAUAAAUUCGAGAUUUUUCAGCCAAAGAUAUAUUUCAAUUAAGUUUGCGUAAAAUUGAAAAUAUUUCUUAUUUUUCUUAUUCUUCUGA